UCAGUCCGCCCUUUCCCAUGCUACGGGAACGCGCCUGAAACAACAACGGGAAACAGACCAUCAUCCUUCCCAGCGCUGAGCUAAUCAACCGCAACAGGCAGGAGAUGGCACCAAUUUCGCUAUUCUGAACACAAUAGAAUUGCUUUAACCAAAGGAAGAUCUGGGUUGACCACGUGACAUCACUUCCUGUCCCGACAGUCAUGACCUGCAGGGACAUCCAUGCCACCAAUGCCUUCUCCUUCAUCGUUGCCAUAGUUUCGGUGGGAGGCAUUGCCGUGGCAACCGUGAUACCGCAGUGGCGUGUGACGAGACUGAUCACGUUUAACAAAAACGCCAAAAACAUCAGCGUGUACGACGGCCUGUGGGCCAAGUGUGUCAAACAAGAUGGCUACUCCGGAUGUUACUUCUAUGAUUCAGAGUGGUAUUCCAAAGUGGACCAGCUGGACCUGAGGCUGCUGCAGUUCUGCCUGCCCGCAGGCCUGCUGCUCGGCUCGGUGGCUCUGCUGUUGUGCCUGGCAGGGAUGUGUAAGACCUGCUGCUGCUCAGACAAGCCUGAGGCAGACAUCAAGACCAGCCGCUGCCUGGUCAACAGUGCGGGCUGCCACCUGGUGGCCGGAAUGUUCCUGUUCCUGGGCGGAGCAAUCGCUCUGGCGCCCUCGGUGUGGUUCCUGUUCCGCACCAAGGAGAUGAACGUUAAGUACGACACCAUAUUCUCCGACGGCUUUGCCGUCUACGUUUCCAUCGGCUGCUCAGGCGGACUAAUGCUCGCCGCCCUGCUGAUGUUCAUGUGGUACUGCAUGUGUAAGAAGCUGCCUUCCCCCUUCUGGUUGCCUUUACCCACCAUGCCCACCUCUCUGUCUGCCCAGCCCCUCACUGCCAACGGGUACCCCCCCUCCCCAGUCUACGGCCCCCAGGCGCCCUUCCCUCCCCAGGGCUAUGCCCCCACCGUCAUCGACGCCCAGCCCUACGGCCCCCUGCAGGCCUACCCCCAGACCAUGGCUCCCCCCGCACAGCCCCAGGUCUACCUGUCCCAGAUCUCCGCCCCUGAUGGCUAUGGGUCGGAGGUGGGGGGGAACCAGGCCUACAGCUAUGCUCCAUCCCAGACAUACGCCCCCUCACAGGGCUACGCCCCCUCACAGGGCUACGCACCCUCACAGGGCUACGCACCCAGCUACGCCGGCCACCGCUUUUCCAGCCGCUCACGCAUGUCCGGCAUCGAGAUAGACAUCCCCCUGCUCACUCAGUGAGAUAGACAUCCCCCUGCUCACUCAGUGAGAUAGACAUCCCCCUGCUCACUCAGUGAGAUAGACAUCCCCCUGCUCACUCAGUGAGAAGUUUCUAGAUAUAUAUUUAUAUAUUAUAUACAGUCCCUGUCCUUAUCCUCGGUCUCUCUCUCAGUGUUCAUGCAUCUGCUAAGAGCUGACAGGGGAAUAGUAAGAUCACCCUGCAGGAGUUCAGCUGGAGCUGUCUGUCUCUGGUCACUUCCGCAGUCUGAAAGUGAAGUGCCAUAUGUUUGAAGCACUACUGUAGGAAGUGUCAACACUAGACAAGUUUGUGUGUGAGUGAUGUCACAAGCCUUCACAACACUAAAAUGGUGUAAAAAUGCCACUGUGACACCGUUUAUUUUCAUUUGUUUCUGUUUAGACAAAUCAUCCUUAUAAUACUAGAACAUGUAAAGCCUUCAUCCUGCUGGAUGACACUAGAACACCCUUUAACCUCAACUCACAAGAUAUAGUAUACAUUUACUGAUUUUUACUCAAUGAAUUUACUUGAUUGGUGACCCAGAAGGGACCCUGUCUAACUGCCUAACGUGUGCCUGUGUCCCAUGCCUUUGUGUUCAAUGAAGUUUUGUUUAUUAAUUUGUACUUUUUUAAUUCCAAACAGCCAUUGAACAUAUUGUAACUGAUCCUGUGUAUACUGCACUAAAUUAUUUAAUGAGAAUGAAAACUACAAACUGUUUACAUUAAGAGAGAUGUAGUCUAGUCCGUCUGGCUCUGUGUAGUGUUUUUGAACUUUCAGUCCCUGAACAGCUCUGGAUCACUCAUCACGUCUGCCUGUCUGUCUGUCUGUUUCUUUUUUUUACAAAAUAAUAAAACUUGGAUUAAACUCUUC
Osmerus eperlanus (European smelt) is the source of this 2112-nucleotide messenger RNA. RefSeq names its product claudin 12 (gene cldn12). The transcript has 3 exons. Lineage: Eukaryota; Metazoa; Chordata; Actinopteri; Osmeriformes; Osmeridae. The record is from RefSeq and is a predicted model, not a curated record. The coding region runs from base 201 to 1247 and encodes 348 amino acids. Gene Ontology annotation, cellular component: plasma membrane.